Messenger RNA from Corticium candelabrum, 10412 nucleotides. RefSeq lists its product as uncharacterized. The transcript is spliced from 19 exons. Bases 404 to 10183 code for a protein of 3259 amino acids. The record is from RefSeq and is a predicted model, not a curated record. NCBI's taxonomy places the organism in Eukaryota, Metazoa, Porifera, Homoscleromorpha, Homosclerophorida, Plakinidae. Gene Ontology annotation, molecular function: protein binding; calcium ion binding.
UGUGGACACAAACUUGGUGCCUGUUCGAUUAUCUAUACAUGCUUCUGUCCUACUCUACAUAAAGAUCUGCUUCUUUGCGUGUAUUAGAAUCAGUUUCACCAUCUGGACUUCCGAAUUAUGGAGUUACACGUCGCCAACCAUCUCCAAGAACGUAUUGACUAUUGGCAGAGACGAUAAGGACGAAAGUGCGCCAGACUUUCGCUCAUUGACGUAUGACGUUAGUAGAAGGAGAAGAUCAGAUACAGGCAAUGUUCCCUGCACUGUACACCAGCUACCCAAGCGAUUUCCAAACUCUCCAGCGUUUGAAGUUGAAGUGAGUGCUUAUGACGACGAAAGUGACGUAUCUUUUAUCUUGGACGUGGGCACAUAUCGUGGUGGACGGAACUUACAGAAGCAGUUUACCAUGGGCGGUCCGCAACUGUUGUCGACCGAUUUGUUGAAGUCAGGUGUUCCUCUCUACUUUACAGUGACGGCGUCGAAUAGUCAAGGAAAGUCUUCAUCAGCGACAUGUUCUAUACCAACUUACGAUACGACACCCCCGGGAGGUCGCGUUGAACAGUCGCACGACAUAAGCAGUCAUCCGUGGACGUUAUCUGCUCUUCUCGUCGUCCACGACGAUUCCAAGCUAGAGAACGCAGGUUGGGUAAGCGUCGGACUCGGAAUAGGACAAUCAAACGUUAUCGGUCGCUACCCGUUCUCAUUUAAAGCCGUCGGAGUCAACCACGAGGCGAGCGACUCUCUAGGACACUUUGCUCAACCCCGACUGGGGCGUCUAAUUACCCCUUCGGUCGCCACGACUACCGUUAUUAGCCCAUUGAAGUGUGCUGACUUCUGUCUUUCAUACGGGGUACAGUGCGUUUCAUUCGACUACAACUACCACUCGGACGAAUGCGUGAUUCUGCAGGCGGUCGAAGGACCUCUGGUUGAGAAAAGAGUCAGCGGUUCUUUUCACAAUUUUGAACGCAUUGGCGUCGGAUAUACCGCCUGGUAUGAGCACACAAAUAUGACUCUAACACACGGAGAAAUCUAUUAUUUCAAUGCCGAGGUGACAAAUGUUUUGGGUUAUUCUCAACUGAUGUCUUCCAAAGGAACGCUAUUAGAUUUCACGCCGCCAUUACCCGGUGAAUUGGGUAAUGUAAAGUAUGACGUCAUCGAGGCAGCACAGUGUAAAGCAUCGUUUGUACAGCGAUGCGUUGAGGUUACUCCUUGGGCUAAUCACAGAAUCAUCAUAGACGGCGACGGUGCUCGGACAGUCUUCAACGGUCACGAACCGUUUUCAGAUCUGAAGUACACAAGAUACAAUAACUUUAUUGGCUGUAACUUUCGAGGAUUUCACGACGACGAGUCUGGGAUUUACAAAUACACGUGGGCGGUCGGAAAGCGACCACUUCUGGUCGACGUUUUCGAUUACGAGGAUCCUCACGCACAUUUACACGACGAACGCCACUGGAGCCAUUCUGGAACUAAGUUGAUUAGUCUAGCGGAUGGUCACUACUUUAUAACAGUGCAGGCGGUCAAUAACGUUGUGUUUGGAGGGUCGUUGGUGACCGAGGUCGGACACAGCACGCCGUACAUUGUAGAUACGGUUCCACCCGAGGUUCGCUCCGUGCACGGAUUGAAAUACGACGAGGAUACUCGCUUGCUGCAAUUGGAGUACAACACGAGUGAUGCCAUGUCUGGUGUUCGUGAGAUAGACUUCGCUCUGGGCAGGACGGUUCACGACACGGAUCUGCACAGUUGGGAUAGGCACGGUAAUCUGACAAUGCUGAUGGUUGUUAUCAAAGUACCAGACGGUGUUCCCGCUUGGGUCCGCAUUCGCGCCAUCGACAACGUCUAUUUGAUGGCUGUUGGUCAUUCGCAUCAUCCUCUCGUCAUCGAUCGUACGCCACCGGUGAGUGGCUACGUGUAUGACGGUCGUCAUUACGGUCGUGAUGCAACCUAUUCUGCCGUCAAUAACACGAUUUGUGUCAACUGGGAUAAUUUCCAUGACGAGGAGAGCGGAUUGGCCGAGUUUGCUGACGUGGGAGUGGGCAGUGCUCCGGGACUUACCAACGUGGUGGCAUUUCGAAAGGUCCCGUACAAGGAAAAAGAAGUAUGCUUUCGAGCAACACUGGUGCACUCUUACUCGUAUUACUCGACCAUUGUAGUUUACAAUCAAGGCCACAAGCAGUUAAGUGUCAACGACACAUCGGACGGAGUUUUAGUUGAUAUGACCAAUCCUGUUAGAGGAUGGGUAAAGGACGGUUUAGAUCCGGCAGAAGAUAUUGUCUACUCAUAUAUCGACAGUGCUGCGUAUUGCAACUGGAACGGCUUUCACGAUCCCGAAUCUGACAUCGAUCGAUACGAAAUUCAGUCUUUUGUCUCGGGUACUCCGUACCCAGUGCGGUCUGUUGGUCUGGACACACAAUCAGUGGACACCUCGGUUAGCUUAAAGCACGGAGAUACCGUUCGUAGUGUCCUGACUGCCGUUAACGGUGCUGAACGUCGCACAACCGUUUCCACAAACGGUUAUGUCAUAGAUAAAUCUCCGCCUCUUUUGAUAAGCAUUGGAUUUGAAGGAUCUCGCAAGGGAAUUCCAUUUUUUCAAGCAGAUCUCAGUAUGAUCACCAUUGCGUGGGCUUACGAGGACCCAGAGUCCGGUAUCAAGUCGUACCAAGUCGCAAUCUAUGAACUACAUCACGGUAGUAAUCAAGCCAUUUAUCCAAGUCAAGGAGAUUGGGCGGAUGUUUCGAAACAGGGCAGUGAUGGUACAGUCAACCGACUCGUUGUCUCUAAUUUGGUUCUAACGAGUGGAGCCGAGUAUGUGGUAAAGGUGAAAGCUACAAAUAACGCAAAACUUGCAGUGAGCCACACAAGUGAACCGAUGACGGUCGACAGCACUCCUCCGGUCGUCGCAUGGAUUGUGGUUGGAAAUCUUGACGGAUCAGAUGAGAAGAUGGAUGCUCUAGACCGAGUUGUGCACUCUGAUAAGCACGGAAUAAAAGCAUCAUGGCAUGGUAGUGAUCCCGAGAGUGGUAUAGCUUCUUACUGGAUCGCCGUGGGCACAUCCGUUGGAGCAUCAGAUGCCAGUGGUGGUUGGCGUGAUGUUGGAUUUCGAACGAGUGCUUACAUAGAUCGUCUAUCACUCUCUCUAACUGAUGAAACCAGUCAGCAACCUUUGUACUUUGUGACCGUCAAGGCACGCAACACAGCCGGUUUGGGGUCGAAGAGUUUGACUUCGAAAGCAAUAGUCGUAGUGGAGGCUGACGUUGCGGGGGUUGUGUUGGAUGGUCCUGAUACGACCGAUGCCGUGUUUCAACGGCAGUCCGAUACUGUUACUGCUCAGUUUACGCCAUUUUCUAGCAAACGUUGUGGUGGUAUUUCCAAAUACGAAUGGGCUAUAGGGACUUCACCUCUGGAUGAUGAUCUACAGCCUUUCUCGAGAGUUGGUAUUGUAGUUGGGAGCGACGAUAGUGGCUUUGGUCAAGUGCCGUUUCAACUAGAGAAUGGAAAAACAAUAUAUUCAACCGUCAAGGCCACGACUAAAUGCGGAAAUAGUCUCAUGACUUCUUCAAGUGGUGUCACUCCGGACACUUCACCUCCGCAGAUUCAAUUUACUCAACUGGCGACUGUGGAUGCAAGCAACGUCAGCUCCGGCUCGUCGGUGUAUGUUUACUCUGCAGCUUCUGUUGAUGCUAUUUGGAACGGUGUUGAUGCGGAGAGUGGGGUAGUUUUGUAUACUUGGUCUUCUUCUUCGACUCCGACAGAUUUCCGAAGCGGAAAAGUCAAUUAUACUACUGGUCUUCAAACUACUAAUGGGGAUUUGAUUCGUCAGCCUAACGGUGUGCCACACUUUCUGUGGGUUGAAGCAGAGAAUCGUGUCACAUACAGACAAUCGAUUACCAGUUUAGGUGUCGUUGUAGAUAGCAGUCCACCUUCGGUGGGACCGUUACAUUGUCCCAACGCUAUAUCCAAUUUGGUUUCUGAUCUACAGUGUUGCUGGCACGGCAUGAAUGAUUUAGAGAGUGGCAUCGUGUCCUUUCGUAUGACAUUGUCUUUUGAUAAAGGCCGUGUGCUGGCUGUUUCUUCUUUAUUGCCAGCAGAUGCUUCGUGUUGCUCGUUGUCUUUGGAGAAAGUCUCCAUCACUAAUGGAUCACAUCUGGUGACUCUGGAAGCUGUAAAUGGCAUUCAACGUAGCUCGUUUGUAUAUGCGACGGUAAUUGUAGAUGUUUCAGCACCGACUGUUGGGAAUAUACGACAUCUUUCGGAUGAGUACCGUUACGUAAGUGGCAGAGGCAACACAAUUCAAGGUACAGUGCAGUGCCAAAGCUCUGAAACAGAGAUACACGUCACAUGGGAUGAGUUUAUUGACACGGAAACAUCUGUUACUAGAUACGAUGUUGCGGUCGGAGACUACCCGGGUUCGACUUCUAUGAGACAGUUUGAAUCUGUGGGACUCUCUACGAAGGUUCGUAUUGAUCACCUGCAGUUACGUCACGGAUCAACUGCGUAUGUUGCCGUCCGAGGAUUCAACAGUGCUGGCUUAUCGUCCGUUGCAGUUUCAGAUGGAGUCGUAAUCAAUUCGAAAUCUUUUAUGUCGGUUUGGGAUGGUUUGGAAGAAGACAUUGACUUUCAGCCGUCGACAUCCGUUAUUGCUGCUUCUUGGUCACACAAUGUAGCAUGUGCCGUCAUGAGUCUAUCUUGGGCAAUAUAUCGAGUUGAUGAUCUGCUGGUACAGCCGUUUACUGAUAUACCUGUUGAUUCACUCAUGGAUAUAGCAGAAGAGCUUAGUCUCCGGAAUGAAGAGCGUUACUACGUUGUCGUUCGACUUGUGACCGCGUUGGGUGAGACUGUCGUGGAACGAUCGGAUGGUGUGACUGUCGAUAUCGAGUCUCCGGUUCCGGGUCAAGUGUUCGAUGGGGCAGAUGAUGGAGUGGACGCCAACUAUCAGGCAUCCGUCACUGCACUGAGUGCGACCUGGUUGCCUUUUGGACUUCCAGGAUCAUCGUCACCCAGUCAGCAGAUAGUGCGAUAUGAGGUGGCAUUGGGAUCUGAUGAUCGGUAUUCGCUUACUAGGAUCAACGUUGUUCCUUUCACGGUCGUUGGUCUCAACAGAUCGGUCACUUUUCGUGAUCUCAACUUGAUUCCUCUUAGCCAACAAUACUUCUUUACUGUACGAGCAUUCAGCAAGACUGGAGCAAUGUCGGCGGUUACAUCUAAUGGUAUAUAUGUUGGAUAUGGAAAUCCAGUAUUUGCAGGCUCAAUACACGUGGAUAUGUUUAGUAACUCAUCUUCUUCACUGACUGCUCGUUGGGAUGGAUUCUCUUCGGAUCUACCGAUUCUCUUUUAUGAGUGGGCGAUUUCUAGUAAUCCUGUGAACGUGUCCAAGUGUCCACUGAGCGUGAAGACGUAUUGGCGAGAUAAUGAAGUAGACAGUCUCUUUGAUGUAAAGCGUUUUGUCAAUGUUGGACUCGACACGGUGGCCACUGUCAGCAACUUGAAUUUGUAUCACAAUCAGAGUUACUAUGUUACAGUACGAGCAACCAACGAAGCCCUCCGUUGCAUCUCGUCCACCUCUCUUCCUAUUCUGAUCGAUUUGACGCCUCCCACUCUUGGCAUUGUGAUGGCAGGAUUCGAAACAGAUCUCGGUGCGUCGUAUAUUCAGUCGACGAGUGAAAUUGCGGUCACGUGGAAAGACUUUAGCGACAGCGAGAGUGGAAUCACUCUCUACGAGGUGUCACUAUGGAGCAAAGAGAGCUGUUCCGAGUCUGAUGAUACACGAAAAUUGAAGCAAUUAGUUGGCUAUCUAUCUGUUGGCAAUGCUACGUCGUACGUAUACAAGCAGUUAUCACUAGACAGUUUGACGCCAUACUAUGUAUUAGUGAUGGCAACGAAUGGAGCUGGUUCGAAGCGAAUUUCGUCUUCCAAACCUGUAUUGGUAGAUAUCAGUCCACCUUCUAUUGGACAAGUCAAAGACGGAAGUGAUUGGAUGAAUGACAAAGUGUUUCAGUCGUCAUUAGACACUCUGGAAGCUACAUUUACUGUGGCUUACACUGAAGACCAACUUUUGUGUCCAAGCCGAGAAUACGAUAUGUCCAACAACUUGGUCUUUCAAGACUGGAUGGUUUACAUUGGCAGCUCGAUUGGCAACAUUCCAACUUACGAUACCAUAUCGUUCACGUCAGAUCAAUUGAGUGUAGAGCAGGGUGGGUUGAAAAUUGGAUGGGUGAGAGAAAGAGGAAAAGUGCAUCUGCGCUCUGGUGCUGUUUACACCACUUCUGGUAUGGUGGCCGAUGGCUCGUUUUUGGUCGAAAUGAAGACAGCUAGAGGUAAGGCGACUUUAACAAGCGUCGUCCUUUGGGAUGGUCCACAGAACACCAUUGGAGACUUAGAAGCACCUGAGAGGGUCCAAGACACCGCUGACGUAACAACUGAAAACCUUAAUUUAUCAGAUAGUUCUGCUUCAGGCUCUGGUUCUGGUUCUGGUUCAAAUUUGUCUUCUAAUAUCGGCAGGAAACCUAUCGUUAUACUACCGGAUGGAAGGGACACUAAUAGAAACAACAGUGAUUUUGCAGACACAAAAAGUGGUGAGACUGAAUAUGAUGCUGCUGCUCCGAGUAUUGGAUUCCAGGUGAUGGGAGAAAGUGAGGCUUCCGAAAUCGGGUUAGGGCAGAAUGACUUCUAUCUGCUGUUUUGGUGCCGAUUCCCGAACGAUGAAGAAGCGGCUAAAUUGCAGUGGGUUGAGUUAGGAUUUGAUCCUACCAGCGAAUACCACACUUAUGCAAUAGGCACGAGAAAAGAGCAAAUAGAAGGCUCCGUAGAAUGGGCUGCAGAGCUUUACGUUGACAACGAGCUCAGAUCUGUGCUGACGGGAAUUCCUCAGUUGAGUGACAACACAACGUUUUCUAUUGCUGUUCGUACGUCCCGAGGGUUUGUCGCUCCUCUAGGUGAUCCGUUUCAGCCACCGUCUUCUUUUGCUCUUAUUCGUCGUGCGAGUCUGCCAGCUGUAGGAUCGCAUCCUUGUUACUACGGGGAACCGUUUCGAGACUUUGACAGCCCCAUUUUGUUUAUUGAGUCGUGCAUCAGCUCAGAACCGUCCGGCACUUGUGACGUCAUUCCGUUUCGUCGAAAGGGGUCGGUGUGUGUUGCUUGUAGAGAACCAUGUGAUCGAUACAGCUGCUUUGCUGAUUGCGAUUUUAGUCAUGUGGCAGUCCGCUUUUAUCAAAUUGUUAAUUUGACUUUGUCGGCUGGAAUUAUCACUCAAAAGUCAAAUGACGUUCAAACGUCAGACUAUACAUUCCGUCCUUCAGUAUAUUACUUUGUGUUGAGAGUAAUUAAUGCUGCUGGUGUGGCUUCCGUUUCUGUGUCGGAUGGAGUAGUGAUCGACACGACAGCUGCCAUAUGCUCUGCUGUCUAUCAAGUUGAUCCAUCGUGGUCAUUGACCGAACCAGCACAAUAUCAAGGAACUAACACGUCGAUUGCAGCUUUCUGGGAGUGCAGUGACAAUAUUAGUGGUAUCGUCGAGUAUUCGUGGUCUAUAGCCACUAAUCUUACAUCCGAUGAUCAGCCAUUUACUUCGGUUGGAAUGGCAACAAGUGCAUUGAGAGAGAACCUUGUUUUACAUCAAAAGUCAACUUAUUAUGUGUCGGUUAGAACUCACAACGGUGCUCAACUGUUUAGCACGUGGCACGGUGAAGGUAUAACAGUUGACGUCGAGCCACCGGAUGUUUCUAAUACGAGCGUGUGGACCACGUUUUCGGAGGGAUGGCUGAAUGUGUCGGACAUACUUUGCACUGAUAAAGGUGACAGACUGGGAAUUGCAUGGACCAGCAUAGAUGAUGAUGAUGUGGAGCUAAUAGAGUGGCGUGUCGGGUAUGAGGAGGAAGGAGACGAUCUGUUACCUUCUGUGACCGUUGGCGUUGGGGGAAACGCGUCUCACGCAGAAGUGUUAAACGGGAAGAUCCUUAUUGGCCAGGAGACAACUUUAAAUCUGUCAGAUGUUCGAGCUGUGCAGAAGAAAGCUUUUCAGAGAGAGAAUCGCGAUAGAAACUUUCUCAACGUCGAGCCUGGUCGUUUUAUGUAUCACUCGUGGACAGCUCGCAGCCGCUCUCACAAGGAGUCUCCCCUUCCAGGACCGAAAGUAGCAUUAAAACGGUCUCAUGACAAGGUUGCUGUUGGGCCAACUUCACCAAUGGAUUCAAUUCGACUUUCACCGCCAGACGAAGCGGUGGAUCAAAGCCGUGUGGUGAUUGAGGGUCUAGAGGUAGGUGAUGGUGGCGUCGUGAUUAUGGGUGUUCUAAAUCGGUCGGAUCUACAAAAGGAGUUUGGAUCGUCAGCAGUUAUUGAAUAUCAGUCAUAUAUACAGAAUCCUGAACAGACCAGACAUGAGACGUCCCGCAGACUUACAUCUAGGUUCCACGAGUCUUUGGGCAUAAGCGUCUUCGUGUCACCUCUAAAACCGGGUGAUAUUAGUGGUCCGUUUGAGUUGAAACUACCAUUUAAUGCAAGUGAUAGCUGGAAAGAUGAAACACCCGAAAUUCUCUUCUGGGAUCCAAGCAGUCGUAUAUGGAGAAUUAACAGUCGUUUUUCGUGUCCAAGGCCAACGUUUUUCGACUGGACUAAUGGAUUGCUGUCUGUACAGGUUUGUAGCACUUGGAGCUCAACCAAAACAGAUAGAGGAAAGAGGAGUGCAACCGGCACCGGAUAUUUAGAGCAACCUACUCAGUUUGCUCUUGCGAGAAUUGGUAGUCAGUUUGUAAACACGGCACCAACAAUUCCCAGUUCUCGCCUUCAACUGUCGAUGAAAGAAGAUGAUCGUCUGUCUGUACGCUUGAUAUACACAGAUGAGGAAAACGAUAGAGUUAUUUUUCGUCUAACUAAUGAACGAGCUUCCUUAUUUGACGCAGUUUCAUUGUCUGACGACGGACUGUUGGAGGUAGUUCCCUGUGCUAACUGCUAUGGAUCUGCUGUGAUCCACUACACCAUUACAGAGACGGAUCUUCCAGAGGGCCAGCCGCUAUCAUCUACGGGCAGCGUUCGAAUAACAGUCGAGCCCCAGCAAGACGCACCUAUCCUCUACUAUAACACAAUGAUUGGAGAUAAAAUCCAAAUAGUAGAAGAAAAGGCUGUUGUCAAUUUGCUUGUGGACCAGGACAAAGUUGAGGACACAUCCGUGUCUCUACAAAUAGCAGUACUUGAUCCAGAUCGCGAUGACCAUCUAAAUGUGUUGAUAAAGUCACCAUCGGUUGGUGAUGUCGCUGUAAUCGAGACGGUGUCACUCGCAAAUUCGUCAUCUCCGUUUGAGUACAUAUUGAUAGACUCAACACAGACUCCUCCUCCUGUGUUUAAAGAGUUCUUGCUCAACUAUACUGUUUCUAAUGAUUAUCACGGAAUGGUCGAUGUUCAAGUGUUGGCUCAAGAUCAGAACGUUUCGUACAGUAACCUGCUGACUGUGAGAAUUUUCAUCCUUUCAAUGCCUUGCAGAAACAACGCUACCUGCAGGGGAAAUAUGUCUGAUCCACAUUGUCAAUCAUCGAGCAGGGCAUUUAGCUAUGAGGGAUACAUCUGUGUGUGUCAGGCAGGUUACACUGGAUUCUUCUGUGAGACUGACGUCGACGAAUGCGCUUCAGAUCCUUGUGGCGUGGGAUACGAGUGCGUAGAUUUCUUGGAUGGGUUUGCUUGUGUAAGCGAGAUUUCCACUGGUUCAAAAAGCUCAUUUGAUGCGGGUCAUAUCGUUGCCAUAUGUGUGACGUUGUUGGUCCUGCUGAUUGGUGUAAUCAUUGUGUGGCUGGUAUGGAGAAAAUGGCAUAGGGUAUCAACCUUUAAACGAAAAAGCGGUAUGUCUGAAAGUGGUGUCAUUCUUCAAAACGCUGAUGCUGUAAAGCGCGAAGACGUGCCUAUGACUCCACUUCCACCUCAUUGUACUGGGGAACCUGGUGAACGCCCGGAGCAACCUGAUAUCGUCGAGUUUGAUCAGGACAUUAAAGAGACACCGUUGCAGCUCAGUGACAACAAUGAAGUUGAAGAGGCUACGUAUGAAACACUGGACGAAGUAGAAGUCGAGGGCGCGAAGGAAGCCGUUGGAGGCAAGGCCGCUGAACCAGUUUACAACAGCGACGACGCUUAUUUGGACCCACGCGAGCAACGUGAUGAUGACUUUCUGAUAAAUCCUCUCUAUGGUGUGGUUACCGACAGCCAAUUUUGAGACAAAGGUGCACGUUGAUUAACAGGAUUUCUGUUUGCGUUUUCGCUGCAUAUUGAUAGUACGGGCUUACUGGAAUGGAUCGCAUCGCUGAGACUGCUAACUGUUAGAUGUUGUCUAGUGUUUGUCGGACUUGGUACUUGCUACGUAGAUGGUAUAGUGAGCAAAUUCAUUCUGUGUCGCAUGAGAGCAAACUAUUCAAGACGAUGUAUGACGCUGUGUCGAGAUGCAA